This is a messenger RNA of Adineta ricciae, 3123 nucleotides long. The record is from the annotation of a GenBank genome assembly. Lineage: Eukaryota; Metazoa; Rotifera; Eurotatoria; Adinetida; Adinetidae.
AUGCAAUUAUUAUCAGCAUAUAAGGAUUUGCGUAAUUAUCAACCGUGUUUAUCAUUUUUCUUAUCGUUGGGAAUGAUGUCUCACUUUUCACAAGGUUCUUAUUAUACACAUUAUAGCUCAAGUGAUCGGCAUCCUGUGCAACUAUACUUGUGGUUAUUAGGACCUAGUGGAAGUGGUAAAACAAAUGCAUUCAAACAAGUGGAAAAGGCAAUCAAUAAAACUGAAAAACUUUUCCCACUUACGUAUUUAAAACCAGUCGUUGUGAAUGGUACACCAACUGAAUCAAGUGUAUCGUCUAUCGUGACACACACCAAUCACAUCGGACUGCGGCAUCAUUUAGCAUCGAACAACAAGAUAUUGCUGAAUGAUGAUGCCGAUCUUAUUGCCGAACAAUAUGGAUUAUAUAACGCAAUGGAUAGUGGGAAAGAGCAUGAGCGAAAUUUGAUUUUGGUUGGACAUGAUGGCUUCGGCAAAUCAUUCAGGACAACCGGAACAACAAUGAUCGAAAUUGACGAUAAGCGAUUAACAAUUCUUAUUGCUACAACAGGAGUCAAACUAAUGAAAAAUUUCAAGAAUUGGAUGAAUUUCACUGCUUUUGAUGGCUCCUUCAAUAGAUUCAUCUAUAUGGGCAUACCUAAACUCACGUAUCCCAGACCUCAACAUUUUCAAAUCAAUAAUAGGUUCAACAAAAGUCCAUCGUUUGCUCAUUUAUGUGUGAUCUCGCAUCUUUUUGGAUCAGUGAGAUAUGUCUUUCAAAUGUCGGAUGAAGAGAAAUUGCAGUUUUUUGGUGGAGAAGCUGUUCAAACACCUGAGUCACAAAUUGAUAUUGAUCAAACGCAGCCACCUCAUUCUGCCUUAUAUACUGUCUGGAAUCUCGUGGCUGAUUUGAAUGAAUCUUUGAACUUGAAAGAAGAUCCGCAACGGCAAAUCAUUGAUCUUUAUGGCAAAGCGGCGGAAAACUUUNUUCAAUGCUCAUCAGAGCUUAGCACUGUUUUCAACUCAUUUUUGCUAUUUGAUUUCGAAGGAAGUGGUAAAACAAAUACAUUCAAACAAGUGGAAAAGGCAAUCAAUAAAACUGAAAAACUUUUCCCACUUACGUAUUUAAAACCAGUCGUUGUGAAUGGUACACCAACUGAAUCAAGUGUAUCGUCUAUCGUGACACACACCAAUCACAUCGGACUGCGGCAUCAUUUAGCAUCGAACAACAAGAUAUUGCUGAAUGAUGAUGCCGAUCUUAUUGCCGAACAAUAUGGAUUAUAUAACGCAAUGGAUAGUGGGAAAGAGCAUGAGCGAAAUUUGAUUUUGGUUGGACAUGAUGGAUUCGGCAAAUCAUUCAGGACAACCGGAACAACAAUGAUCGAAAUUGACGAUAAGCGAUUAACAAUUCUUAUUGCCACAACAGGAGUCAAACUAAUGAAAAAUUUCAAAAAUUGGAUGAAUUUCACUGCUUUUGAUGGCUCCUUCAAUAGAUUCAUCUAUAUGGGCAUACCUAAACUCACGUAUCCCAGACCUCAACAUUUUCAAAUCAAUAAUAGCUUCAAUAAAAGUCCAUCGUUUGCUCAUUUAUGUGUGACCUCGCAUCUUUUUGGAUCAGUGAGAUAUGUCUUUCAAAUGUCGGAUGAAGAGAAAUUGCAGUUUUUUGGUGGGGAAGCUGUUCAAACACCUGAGUCACAAACUGAUAUCGAUCAAACGCAGCCACCUCAUUCUGCCUUAUAUACUGUCUGGAAUCUCGUGGCUGAUUUGAAUGAAUCUUUGAACUUGAAAGAAGAUCCGCAACGGCAAAUCAUUGAUCUUUAUGGCAAAGCGGCGGAAAACUUUCCUCGUUUAGUGUGUUUAGUCCAGUUAUUUCUGAACUGUAUGGAAAUACUCGAACAAGUGAACAGUUUCGUUGUUUUCAGUGAAGGAGAUAGCCCGAAUUCUACCAUCAAUGAAACUUUUAUAACAAAUGUUGAAACAAUUAUUAAAAACGAUUACCACAAGUAUGAUAAAACUUAUCUUUCAAGCUUGCAGAGUAGUCAGGUGUUGGAUCCGAUGGUGAUCGUUAGUAAAGAGGCAGUGUUGAUAGGGUGGCAACUAUUUGAUUGUUAUCUCAAUAUUGCCACUAAAUUGUUCACAAUUGAUUACAACUUUGAAACCAGGUCAAAACCAGUAUCGUUUUCGGGUACAGAACGGCAGCAAACAUUGAAACAACUGAUAAUGUACUUUGACUUUAACAUUUUCCCAAUUUCAGCAAUAAGCGUAAAGCAUCCGACGACUGGUCAAACAAGUAUAAUCAAAAAUAGGCCAGCUUUGGGAGAACGUGUAGUCCAUGAUUUGAUGCAAGAUAAUCUAUUAAAAUUCAAUUACUUUUUGACCGAUGCUCGUGGACGUACUAUAAGAGCUUAUUUGAAGAUGCCACCGCCAUCAAUUAAUGAUCCAAGACGAAAUCAGUUUGUUACUAACAUGAUAAAGCACGGUAUCAACAUUGAUGAAUACUGCUUGAUGUAUGAAAAAUGUUCGAUUCCAUUGAACAAUAAUCUUUCCAAAUUAGCAAUAGAAAUCUUUGCAAAUAGUUCGUGUUUUAUAAAUCAAUAUUCAAAGUAUCGAGAUGCACUGAAUAGUGCAAUACAGGUGCAUGUUGAUAACUCUACGAUUCGCGAAACCAGCACAGGAAGUUUUAUAAUACUAAAUGAAGAUGCGUUUACUCUUCAAUUCCAUGAUAUUAAAAAUUUGGUUGCCAGUUCACACAGACAACAAACGACAAAUCCAUCACAGUUGGCUAUAGAGAUAAAUCGCACAUCUGAAUUAACAGUACCACGUCAAGGAAUAACAUCAAUUGAAGUAAACGAAUUUCCUGAAGCCAUCGAGGAGAAUGCUGUGGUACAACAUCUUCAAAACAUCGAUAUGACUCAAGCGUCUCUCUUCGAACAGAAUAUUUCUUCCGAGAACGUUCUCAACUCAUCAGUCAUGUCAUGUGAGCAAACGAAUGAUAUUGAAAUUGAUAAUUCUCAUGCAUUUACUCAACGAACCAUUAAAGAAACAACGAAUACAUACGCAGAUCCAUUUGAACAUGCAGUAAAGAAAGUUAUGAGAAGCAUAAUGACUGGAAAUUCUGUUCUCUAUACGAAAACUGAUUUAACUUAA